AAAAAUUCUAUUUUUAUUUUCUCGGCCAAACGCGUCAUUUUUCUGUAGUUUUUCAUACUUCAAUUUCCUUUUCAUUUCUUGGUUGACCGACGAAACCCACCAACUCACCACCUCAUUCCGCCGUGGUCAGCUCGCUUACUAGGGUAUACUCUACGUCUUCUUUAACUCAUAUAAGACUCUAUCUUUUGUAUCUAUAACUGAAGAACAAAUUUGCAGUUCAACUGUUCGACGCUUUGCCCCAAUUAAUCACAACGUAAAUUUCUUCUGCUCUUAACCCUUGUUCAAUUUCAGUGAAUUAUCUAUAUCUCUGGUAAAUUGGAAGUCGGGAAACCGAAAAAAGUUGAAAUUUUUAGGGUUGUUUUGUUCUCUGUUUUGCUCGUUUGGACUCAAGUAUUUGUAAAGUAAAAAAACUGUAUGUUGUUUCUUUUUUGGAAGAGUUCGGUGAUAUAUAAUAUUUGGGAAAUAAAUACUUUGUGGGACGAAUAAAGUUGUGUUUUUGGGAAUUCAGAAGUUAUUUUUUUCUAACUGAAGCAGAAGUUUGUUUGGAGCUGAAGCUGGUUGGUUGAUCUAUGGGUGUUACUGUUUGUGGUGAUAGUUCUUCAAUUUCAAGUGUAAAGUUUGCUGUUAUCAUAAUGCUGCUUCAGACCCUUUUCGGAUUUGUUUUAAGUUUGGAGAGUUAAGGGUGUUAUAUCUUAAAUUCAAAGUGUAUAUCUGCAUAGGCAGAAGAAGGUCAAUUGCAGUGAUAUAAGGUUUCAGUUGCAGUGUUGAGUAGGGUGUUAACGAUAGUAUAUUUUGGAGUUUAGUCAUUUUAUUGAAGUGUCUGAGAUGGAUAAUUCAAAUCGGUCGUACAAUAGGAAUGCUGAUCAUUUGGGUGUGAAUAAAUUUGGGAAGAAUAUCAACAAGAGUCCUAUACACCAACCUAAUUUUAACAAUGCAAAUAGUGCUAGGCAACAACCUCAACCUCAGGUUUACAAUAUUAACAAGAAUGAUUUUCGGAGUGUUGUUCAGCAACUGACAGGUUCACCAUCUCAAGAGCCUCCAUCUAAACCUCCCCAGAAUCCUUCUAAGCCUCCGAGUAUGAGAUUACAAAAGAUUCGGCCACCGCCUUUGACUCCUAUAAAUCGUCCCCAAAUUCCAAUGCAUCCUCCAGCACAGAUCCUUGCCCCAGCUCGACCUGCUGGAGGCGUUCCUUACCAAAACAAUAUUGCUAGACCGCCUCCUCACUAUGGUCAGCCCUCACCACCUAUGUUACCUCCAACUCCUGGAGAUGUUUGGACAAAUACAACUGAGUCUCCGAUUUCAGUUUAUAUGCGUUAUCUUCAAAAUUCAAUAAUAGAUUCAGGGCCUAAACAAACACAAUUUCAAGGACCUGGUCAUUUUCAAGCACAUCCAGCGUCAUCUGGUUUACUUCCUAAUCCUUCAAUGCCACCUUUUCCAUCUCCUAGAAUGAAUGGCCCGCCUCCUUUCCCAUUGUCGCGGAUGAAUGGUCCUCCUCCACCUCUUUUAUCUCCUAGAAUGAAUGGCCCGCCGCCUCUCCCAUUCGCUCGGUUGAAUGGUCCUCCUCCGCGUCUUCUAUCUCCUAGAAUGAACGGGCCACCUCUUCUCCCAUCUCCUAGAAUGAAUGGUCCUCCUCCACCUCUUCCUUCUCCGGGAAUAAAUGGGCCUCCUCCUUUGCCUUCACCUACCUCUCAGUAUCUUUUGCCAUCGCCUACUGGCUUCUUAAACUUGUUAUCUCCCCGUUCUCCUUAUCCAUUGCUUUCACCAGGUAUGCAGCAUCCUCCACCGCUGACACCAAAUUUCUUCUUCUCUCCUAUGGCUCAGCCUGGAGGUUUUGGCACUGGACCACAAUUUCCUCCUUCCCCUGGUUAUGGAUUUCCGUUGUCACCUUCUGGGUUCUUCGCCAUGUCAAGUCCAAGAUGGAGGGGUCAAUAGCACCACCACGAACAGAGCUGCUGAUCUCGAUGGAUUCUUUGCUUCGAGUUUCGUCCAGGUGGUAGAUUUCCUUCAAAUUAAAGCUUUUUCACUGUGGAUAUGCAGUGUAUACACUAUACAAUAGUUCGUAGCAGAUGUAUCUCUGUAUUUGCCUAGCCCUUAUUUAGUACAUUUAGCAACUCUCAACUGAACAGUUGAAAAGGUCAGGCUUGUUAGAUUAUAGUUAAUUGUAUUUUAUAUGUAGCUGGAAAGGUUCUUGUAUUCCUUGUAAUGUCAAUUUUGGGAUCAAAUAUUUUGGUUCUUUUUCCUAUCAUAUAGAUCAAUUUUCAGUUUGUUGCCUUUGGGA
Messenger RNA from Solanum lycopersicum (tomato), 2278 nucleotides. RefSeq names its product protein HAIKU1. The record is from RefSeq and is a predicted model, not a curated record. Lineage: Eukaryota; Viridiplantae; Streptophyta; Magnoliopsida; Solanales; Solanaceae.